Messenger RNA from Mesitornis unicolor (brown roatelo), 1343 nucleotides. RefSeq names its product TDP-glucose 4,6-dehydratase (gene TGDS). The annotation marks the transcript as partial. Gene Ontology annotation, molecular function: dTDP-glucose 4,6-dehydratase activity. The record is from RefSeq and is a predicted model, not a curated record. Gene Ontology annotation, biological process: nucleotide-sugar metabolic process. Lineage: Eukaryota; Metazoa; Chordata; Aves; Mesitornithiformes; Mesitornithidae. The transcript is spliced from 12 exons.
CUGCCGGUGUUCGAGAAGCGGCUGCUGGUGACGGGCGGCGCGGGGUUCAUUGCUUCACAUGUAGUCAUCUCUCUUGUGAAAAACUAUCCAAACUAUCUGAUUAUAAAUCUAGAUAAGCUUGACUACUCUGCAAGCUUGAAGAAUCUUGAAACUGUUUCUGAGAAGGAAAACUACAAGUUUAUCCAGGGGGAUAUUUGUGAACCUGACUUUAUAAAACAGCUAUUUGAAACUGAGAAAAUAGAUAUAGUCCUUCAUUUUGCAGCCCAAACACAUGUUGAUCUUUCAUUCUGGCAUGCCCUGGAGUUCACCUAUGUUAAUGUUUAUGGCACUAAUGUACUGGUUGCUGCUGCACAUGAAGCCAAUGUAGAGAAGUUUGUCUAUGUCAGUACAGAUGAAGUAUACGGAGGUAGCACUGAUGAGGAGUUUGAUGAAUCCUCUCCAAAACGUCCAACAAAUCCCUAUGCUUCCUCUAAAGCAGCUGCAGAGUGUUUUGUUCAAUCUUACUGGGAAAGGUACCAAUUCCCAGUUGUCAUCACACGGAGCAGUAAUGUUUAUGGACCACACCAGUAUCCAGAAAAAGUUAUUCCAAAGUUUAUAUCUUUGUUGCAGCAGAAUAGAAAAUGCUGUAUUCAUGGUUCUGGACUUCAAAGAAGGAAUUUCCUUUAUGCAGCUGAUGUGGUAGAAGCAUUCCUUACUGUCCUGAAGGAGGGGAAGCCAGGUGAAAUUUAUAACAUUGGAACUAACUUUGAGAUGUCCAUUGCCCAGCUUGCUAAGGAGUUAAUCCAUUUAAUAAAGAAGACCAGUUCGGAAUCUGAAAUGGAGCACUGGAUGGAUUAUGUCAAAGACAGACCUACCAAUGACCUGAGAUACCCCAUGAGUUCAGAAAAAAUGCACAGCUUAGGCUGGAGACCUAAAGUGCCUUGGAAAGAAGGAAUAAAGAAAACAAUUGAAUGGUACAAAGAAAACUUUCACAACUGGAAAAACGCAGAGAAAGCUUUGGAGCCCUUUCCUGUGACAGAAGCGUUUGCCCAGCUCAGUGAUCCAUAGGGUGGCGAAGAGCCUGAAGGAGUUGAUUCUACCUCAUGCAGUCUUUUCUUUGGAGCCUGCAAUCAAGUGGCCACACUGAACUCUUAAAGUAUUCAAGAUACGUGGACCACGAUGGGUACAGAACUACGGCACGGCACAACUUUGGAAGGGUUUCAGCACUUUAUAAGUUGAACCUGUUAAUUUCAGCUUUUGGUGCAAUACUAUUCUCACUAGCUAUUGAUUUUUGAAGAACUGUACAGACUAAAGAAUAUUUAUAAUGCCGUAAUUAGUGUAACUGAUGUCAAAUCUGCCUUAUU